This is a messenger RNA of Hippocampus comes (tiger tail seahorse), 3208 nucleotides long. RefSeq names its product phosphatidylinositol-binding clathrin assembly protein-like. Gene Ontology annotation, biological process: synaptic vesicle budding from presynaptic endocytic zone membrane; clathrin coat assembly; clathrin-dependent endocytosis. Gene Ontology annotation, cellular component: extrinsic component of presynaptic endocytic zone membrane; clathrin-coated pit; synaptic vesicle. Gene Ontology annotation, molecular function: clathrin heavy chain binding; SNARE binding; 1-phosphatidylinositol binding. Bases 819 to 2546 code for a protein of 575 amino acids. NCBI's taxonomy places the organism in Eukaryota, Metazoa, Chordata, Actinopteri, Syngnathiformes, Syngnathidae. The transcript has 19 exons. The record is from RefSeq and is a predicted model, not a curated record.
CGUUAAAGGCACAUUUGCUUCCCCUUGUGUCCCUAUUUCAUUGGUCUGAUGCACUGAGAUGAUAAUGAAAUAGCUGAAACCUUAAAAAUAAUAGAUACUUUUUUUUAAUGCCUUCUGCUUUAAGAUUAGCUCCCCUGUCUCGAGAAGUGGCCCAAUCUCAGACUCCUUCUUUAGUCACCUGAUUCAUCGCACUGCCAUUUUGCACAUAAGUUUGACUGACACGUGCACGCACGCACGCACGCGCACCACCAGCCUAUGGGGCGACCUCUACAGAGGAAUUCAGGCUUUUGUAAGAAGACCGGCUGCAGAAAGCGAACGUUGUGCAUUCGGGGAGACGUUGAGGGGACACGCGAAGAAGAAGAGGAAGUCUAAAAAUUUCAUCUCGUCGUAUUUGGACGGAGGACAGUUGAAUCAUGGACGAUUUUGUGUUGAUUUGGUGAUUUUUUUUUUUCCGUGAGCCUUAUUCGCACUCUCAUCAGCAUCGGCCGGGUUGCGUUCACGGACACUCGGGACAUUCCGGCGAUAAGCUUUGUUUCAUUUCCGCAUCCGAAUGCCUUACUAUUACGGCAAAUGUAGUUUUUUCCCUCUUUUUCAUUUCUUUUUUUAACUGAACGUAUGACUCGUCGCUGCUCACUGCCCGCUUCCUUCUCCUUCUCAUCAUCCUCCCGGAGCAGAGACGGCCGAUCCUCGCAGAGGGCAUUACCCACCUCCUCCCCUCCACUAAAGACAUUUUGAUCGUCCUCUACUACUACUCACCCCCCACCCCCCAAUCCCCGUCACCUCCUCCAGGCUCCAGCCGAAGCCGCUCCUCCUCCACCAUGUCCUGGCCGACUCUGACGGACCGGAUCGUCGCCGCGCAGCACAGCAUGAGCGGCUCGGCCAUCAGCAAAGCCGUCUGCAAGGCCACGACGCACGAAGUGAGCGGACCCAAGAAGAAGCACCUUGACUACCUGAUCCACUGCACCAACGAGCUGAACGUCAGCAUCCCUCACCUGGCAGACACGCUGCUCGAGCGCACAGCCAGCAACAGCUGGAUCGUGGUCUUCAAGGCGCUGAUCGCCACGCAUCACCUCAUGAUGUACGGCAACGAGAGACUGAUGCAAUACGUCGCCUCCAGAAACACGCUCUUCAACCUCAACAACUUUCUAGAUAAGGCCGCGCUACAAGGAUACAACAUGUCCACCUUCAUCAGACGAUACAGUCGCUACCUGAAUGAAAAAGCCAUGUCGUUCCGAUUAGCAGCUGUGGACUUUACCAAGAUGAAACGAGGGGCCGACGGCGUGAUGCGCACCAUGAACACAGACAAGCUGAUUAAGACGCUACCGAUCAUUCAGAACCAGCUGGAUGCGCUGCUGGAUUUCCAGCCCAACUCCAACGAGCUGAGCAACGGCGUCAUCAACACCGCCUUCAUGCUGCUCUUCAAAGAUUCCAUACGGUUGUUUGCCGCAUACAACGAGGGUGUCAUCAACAUGCUGGAGAAGUAUUUUGACAUGAAGAAGAACCAGUGCAAAGAGGCACUGGAGCUCUACAAGACCUUCCUCAACAGGAUGACCAAACUCUCGGAGUUUCUCAAAGUGGCCGAGCAAGUUGGGAUAGAUCAGGGCGACAGCCCCGAUCUCACACAGGCUCCCAACUCGCUUCUGGAGGCUCUGGAGCAACAUUUAGCCUCCUUGGAGGGCCGGAAGCUCAAAGACCUCUCAAUUGCCAGCAGAUCCAGCACUUUGUCCAGCACGGUGUCAUCCCUCUCCAGCACCGGGAUCUCCCUCAGUCGAAUGGACGACAAGGCAGAGGACAACAGACUGCAACAACACAAGGAUGACGGUCACAAGAUGAUCGAUAUCCAGACGCCCAACGUGUCGCCCAGCACGCAAUCGGUGGGCAGUGCCAACAGCAGUGGAGGAGCCACGGACCUGUUCUCCAGCUCACCCCUUGUAGCCGUCAACAACCAUGUGCCAAACCUGACCAGUGAGCUGUUCACCCUGCAGCCCCACUUCACCCCGCUUCAGACCACACACACUGUGCCCAACAACAACGCCUGGGGAGGUGACUUGCUCAAGCCGGUCCCACCUACUCAGAUUCACAACUCGGGAGCCCCGCUGCACUCUGGAAAGAUGCUCCCCAGCGAUUUGGACUCGUCAUUAGCCAACCUCGUCGGGAAUUUGCAGUUUGGGGCGACACAAGCCAAAAGGCCCGAGCUGCAGUGGAGUCAGCUGGUAGAAAAGAAGCCGACGGCGGGGAGCGGCUGGCAGACAAAAUCUGUGUGCACCAGCACAAAUUGGACUCAUUCGCCUCAUCCCAUGGCCCCAGCUCCCAUGCCCGUCCCUCAGAUGAACGGGGUGAUCUACACCGGCUAUGCUCCAGCUCCAGUAGCUUUUCCUAUGACGACCCCCCAAGUGCCUGUCUAUGGAAUGCUCACCCCUCAGAUGAGCCAUCAGAUGGGGGGUGUUCCCAUGAUGCCCCCGCAGCCUGUUAUGUACAACCAGCCUGUCCUGAGACCCACCAAUCCUUUCGGACCCAUCCCGGGGACGCAGAUGCACUUCAUGUAGAGACAAUACUGUAACCAUGGCAGCAGAGCUAAGAGCGCCACAGAGGAAGAGUGAAAACAACAGAAGGAUGGCGGAGGAAGAAAGAAGGGGACGCAGAAGGAGGAGAAAGAUUCAACACUCAGUCAUCUUCGUUUCCCAAACCCUGUGCCAACCGGUCCCCCUCCCCACCCCCUAAAAACUCCCAAGAGGCGCCUGAAGCUCAGCGCCGAUAUUCCACUCACAGCUCACACCAUUUGAUUUGGCGAAAACGACCUUUGAUGAUGCUACGACCACCGAAGCUGCUCCAUUGCCACCUCCUGACCUGAUUCCCCCUGCCCCCGGUUCGACCUCCAAUUCAACCCUCCCUCCUGUCCUGGAGUUCAAGUAACUGGAUCGUUUGCUGGCACUUUACUCCAUGUGAACUUUGCCAAGGGUGUGCGUGUGUACGCGUGUGUCCCGUGCGGGAGAUUUUUAUCGUCUUGUAUCCAUUGGUCCAACCAUCAACUUGAUGUCGGAUAUCAUCAGAUUUUUGUAAGCGUUUUUACAUGUCGAUGUUCCGCAUCAUUAAUGUUUUGUAGCCGAAUUUGUUCUAGUUUGCCAACUACACAUUAGACUAACUUGGUGUGGGAGUUGAGGGGCGUGGUGCAGGGGGCAUGCUUUUGUGUGUGUGUGUGUGUGUGUGU